This is a messenger RNA of Hydractinia symbiolongicarpus, 920 nucleotides long. Its product is annotated as ribonuclease H2 subunit C-like. The coding region runs from base 1 to 435 and encodes 144 amino acids. The record is from RefSeq and is a predicted model, not a curated record. Gene Ontology annotation, biological process: RNA catabolic process. Gene Ontology annotation, cellular component: ribonuclease H2 complex. NCBI's taxonomy places the organism in Eukaryota, Metazoa, Cnidaria, Hydrozoa, Anthoathecata, Hydractiniidae. The transcript has 5 exons.
AUGUCAAUAAUCAACUUGAAAUGUAAAAAAGAUAUCAAACAAAGUAAUCUGCAUUUGAUGCCAUGUGAAAUAGAUCAUGACGACAAAGCAAAUGUUUCAAAAUAUUUUUUGGAAUCUAACAUAGCUGAAACAGAUCAAAAGAGCGCUACAUUUCGUGGUAGAUUGCUUACAGGAAAAGUUAUAUCACUUCCAAAUGGCUAUCAAGGUGUUGUUGUAAAAGAGAAGGGUGAAACGUUUUCAGACUAUCAGGAGAGAACUAUACAAGUGGACAAAUCUUUUGAUAAAUUUACAUACUGGAAUCUUGAAAUACCGCCUUCGAGAGACGACGCCAUGAUGAAAGCGUUUCAUUGGUUAGAUCUUGCUCACGUGAUACACGAACCAAUCACGGCGAACGAGGGCGAGGGUAGUAUGGAAUCAACGCCGGUGGAGAGAUGAUGUAAUGCUGAGUUGACAAGCGAUAGUUUCAUAUAUUUAGCAGGAAUGUAUUUCGUGGAUACAGCAAAAUUUAAUUUCCCCGAAAUGGAAUACUUUUAAAUAAUAAUUGACGUACUUUUUAAUAAUAUCACACGAUAAAAAAAAUGUAGAAUAUCACAGAAGCUGUUUAUGAAUAACGGAAAUUAUAUUUGCAAAAUAAAAUUUCGAGGUUCAAGACAAAGUUUCACAGCAUUUAUUUUCACCCUAUUUUACGGAAUUUGUUAUUUGCAAAUUUUUGAGAAAAACCGCGAAUGCCCUGAAAUUUUGAAUAAUAAUCCUGCGUCAAGUUUUAUGGAUUGUAUUGUUAGGUGGAUUUAUAAGAAUAGAAACGCUAACCUCGUUCCCAGCGCCUGUUGUCUCUUUUCUAUAAUCGGGACGGUAUUGCAGUCUCGAUGUCAGGAAAGAUAUAAGAGCCCUGGGGACGAGGUUGUAUAAACACCAAUAAA